AUGUUUAAUGGUGCUUUGUGUAUGAACAUGUUGGCUGUGGAACAACAUUUGGCUACAGUAUGGGUAAAUGACUACGAACAGAAGAAAAUUAAAAUUGGGGUUGUUUUAAUGCUUGUUGCAGUAAGUUAUCGUAGAUAUCAAUCUAUAUAGUUUUUACAGUACUCUCUCUAUAUAAGCAACCCGAAGAGACCGACAUUUUGUGUUUACUAUAAGGGGUGUGGUCUUUACAGAGAGACUUUUUAGUGCAAGUUAACUUGGCGGGGCUAAAUUUCUUGUUUACUAUAAGGAGAGUUGCUUAUAAAGGUGGUUCGAUAUAUAGGCCACUGUAAUUAAAAUUUAAUAAUUUUUUUAAUUUUAAGGUUUUUUGGAAGUUGUUAAAAUAUUUUUCAGAUUGUUCAAAGUGUUCCAAUUGGCAGUACAAUAAACUGGUACUAUACCAAACAAGACUAUGAUUUAUAUCAUUCAAAGACGAGCUGUAUACCUAUUGACAAGCAUUGGGAGCUGGGCUUAAUUGGUUAUGCUCUUUGUUUUUUUACUUGUGGGGCUUGUUCACUGGUAAGGCUUACUAUAAUAUUAUAUUUACACAAUUAAAUUUUUUAAAUUAUUUUAUUUUUUUAUCAUUUUUGAUCACAUUUGCAAAAAAUAUUGCUAGUUUUACUUUAGUGGCUAUCUGUGUUACAUCGAUAUAAUCAUAAAAAGAUGCUGGACCGACUAAAACUUAAAAGUUUAAGUGCAAGGUAUCAACAGACGGAAAACGAAAACACAAAUAAAUCGAUUAAACCUUCUUUAUUUGGAUAUAUGAUAUUCGCUUUGGUAGGAUUGUUGGUAAAUACAUUUCGUGGGAAGCUUAUAAUUGACUAUGGACAGAAAAACGUGUAUGAUCCUAUUAUUGAAAAUGUAAGAUUUUUUUGUUUUUUAUAGUAUUUUAAUUUUAUAACAUUGACUAUAGACAGAAAAACGUAUAUGAAGCCUAAAACUUUAAACAAAAAUCUUUAACAUAGCCAUUUUUAGAUAGGCUACACAUGUGUUGACGUAUACGCAAUAUACCACAUGUUUUGCUUCAUGUACUAUAAUGAUGCGAUGAGGGUUGCUAUCAGAAAAGAUUUUUAUCGAAUAUUCGGUAGCAUAUCCGGAGGUUCAAGAAUUCACCAUGUUCACAAAAUUGAGUUUAACAAUGCCCAACAUACGAAUGUUUAUUUUCAACUAUUACACGACUCAUGGAAGUGA
Molecule: messenger RNA, 1227 nt
Organism: Bursaphelenchus okinawaensis
Lineage: Eukaryota; Metazoa; Nematoda; Chromadorea; Rhabditida; Aphelenchoididae
Source: the annotation of a GenBank genome assembly